This is a messenger RNA of Brassica oleracea var. oleracea, 1086 nucleotides long. RefSeq names its product aspartate aminotransferase, cytoplasmic isozyme 2-like. Gene Ontology annotation, biological process: biosynthetic process; amino acid metabolic process. Gene Ontology annotation, cellular component: mitochondrion. Lineage: Eukaryota; Viridiplantae; Streptophyta; Magnoliopsida; Brassicales; Brassicaceae. Gene Ontology annotation, molecular function: pyridoxal phosphate binding; L-aspartate:2-oxoglutarate transaminase activity. The record is from RefSeq and is a predicted model, not a curated record. The transcript has 11 exons. Bases 1 to 1086 code for a protein of 361 amino acids.
AUGAGUUCCAUCUUGUCAAACGUCCUUCCGGCUCCGGAAGAUCCUGUUCUCAGUGUUAUUUUUGCCUGUAGGGAUGAUCCUUGUCCAGUUAAGUUGAAUGUGAGUGCCGGUGCCUAUCGAACCGAGGAGGGAAAGCCUCUUGUUCUUGAGGUGGUGAGAAAAGCAGAGCAACAGUUAGCAAAUGACCUGUCUUGUGACAAGGGUUAUCUCCCAAUUGAUGGACUUGCUGAUUUUAACAAAUUGAGCGCCAAGCUGACCUUAGGUGAUGAUAGUCAUGCAGUGGAUGAGAAUAGAGUUGUUACUAUCCAGUGUUUGUCUGGUACUGGUUCUUUGAGAGUCGGAGCUGAGUUUCUAGCAAAACACCACCAACAACGAGUCGUUUUCGUUCCAAAUCCAACUUGGGGGAACCAUCCCUUUAUUUUCACAUUGGCGGGUUUAUGUGUAGAGUAUUUCCGUUACUAUGAUCCGCAAACCCGAGGACUGGACUUCGAAGCAACAUGCCUCUUUUUUAAUCUUAAUUGUCAGGGUUUUGCUAGUGGGAACCUUGACUCAGAUGCACAAUCGGUGCGUAUGUUUGUUGCUGAUGGAGGUGAAUGUUUGAUAGCUCAAAGUUUUGCCAAAAACAUGGGUCUUUAUGGUGAGCGUAUUGGUGCUCUUACCAUUGUAUGCACCUCACAAGAUGUGGCUAGGAAAGUUCACAGUCAAGUGUUACUUGUUGUUAGACCUAUGUAUCUUAGCCCACCAAUUCAUGGAGCAUCCAUUGUUACCACAAUUCUUAAAAACAGUGAUAUGUACAAGGACUGGACUAUCGAGCUGAAAGGCAUGGCUGACCGCAUCAUAAGCAUGCGCCAACAGUUAUAUGAAGCUAUACAAGCUAGAGGUACACCCGGUGAUUGGAGUCACAUUAUCAAACAGAUUGGGAUGUUUUCUUUUACAGGACUGAAUGAGAAGCAAGUUCGCUGGAUGGCCAAAGAAUAUCACAUUUAUAUGACUUAUGAUGGGAGGAUAAGCAUUGCAAGUCUAAGUUCAAAGACGGUGCCUCAACUCGCUGAUGCUAUACAUGCUGCAGUUACCCGCAUUGCCUAA